Neolamprologus brichardi is the source of this 1101-nucleotide messenger RNA. RefSeq names its product solute carrier family 10 member 4 (gene slc10a4). Gene Ontology annotation, cellular component: membrane. NCBI's taxonomy places the organism in Eukaryota, Metazoa, Chordata, Actinopteri, Cichliformes, Cichlidae. The record is from RefSeq and is a predicted model, not a curated record. Gene Ontology annotation, biological process: bile acid and bile salt transport. Gene Ontology annotation, molecular function: bile acid:sodium symporter activity.
AGGACUGUAGCCGAGUUUAUGGCCGUUCUCCCGACGGAAACCUCUCACCUGAUGCCUGCCUUCUGGGACUCCCCGCUCAGUCACGGCAUCAAUGUGUUCGUCGGACUGGUACUUUGCUUCACUAUGUUGGGGCUGGGCUGCACGGUGGAGGUCAGCCAGCUCGGAGAACAUAUCCGCCGACCCAUCGGGGUGCUCCUGGCUCUGGUGUGUCAGUUUGUUAUCAUGCCACUAGUGGCUUUUCUUUUGGCGCUAGCCUUUUCUUUGGAUGAUGUGGCGGCGAUGGCCGUGCUCCUCUGUGGCUGCUGUCCUGGAGGAAACUUGUCAAAUAUUAUGUCUCUGCUUGUGCACGGAGAGAUGAACCUAAGCAUCAUCAUGACCAUAUCCUCCACUCUGCUGGCGCUCGUUUUGAUGCCGCUCUGCCUCUGGAUCUACAGUCGAGCCUGGAUCAACACCCCUGUGGUUAACCUCCUGCCCUUUGGGGCCAUCAUACUGACACUUUGCAGCACCCUCAUCCCCAUUGGGUUUGGAGUUAUGCUUAGGUACCGCUACACGCGAGUGGCGGAUAUUGUUUUAAAGGCUUCUCUGUGGUCAUUGUUGUUCACCCUUGUGUUACUCUUCAUCCUUACUGGAGCAAUGCUGGGGCCAGAGCUUCUCUCCACCAUCCCGCCUUCUGUCUACGUGGUGGCUGUGCUGAUGCCUCUGUGCGGUUACGCCGCAGGUUACGGGCUGGCAGUGCUUUUUGACUUGCCUCCCAACAGUCGCAGGGCCGUGUCUCUGGAGACGGGCUGCCAGAAUGUGCAGCUGUGUACGGCUAUCCUGAAGCUGGCCUUCCCUCCUCAGCUGAUGGGGGGGAUGUACAUGUUUCCCCUGCUCUACGCCCUGUUCCAAGCAACCGAGGCUGGGAUUUUCAUCCUGGCCUACAGGAUGUACAGGAGGGAGGUCCUGCAUAAACCAGAUCCCAUGGUGGACGGUGAGGACACGGACAUAAAUUAUCAAAGGUUUGAAGACGAGGACUUUGAACCGUCAUAUGGUGCGGUGACAGUGAGCGACCCAAACACUAUCAUGCUGGAUCCUUGUCCUCCUGAUCCAACUCCAGUUUAA